UCCCUACACGCAGUUCAAAGUUGGGGUCUGAGCUGGCGCCCCGCGCCGAAGCCCUUCUAGGUGGGGUACUGUUGAGCUCCCCUCUCCCGCGUCGAGGCCCCUUACUCUUGGGGCCCCGCACCCGGUAGCCGGGACGGCACGGCACUAAAAGGGUAGGGUCCGAAGCAGGACCAGACUCCCCCGUCCCCAUGGCAUUCGCCAUGCUGCGCCCAGUGGCCGCCCACGUGCUAUACCCCGACCUCAGCCUGCUAAGUGAGGACGAGGAGAACCGCAGCGAGAGCGAUGCUUCGGACCAGUCGUAUGGCGGCUACGAAGGGUUGGAGCCCGCUCGGCGGAGGACCGGGAGCGGGGCCGGGGGCGGUAGCAGCCGCCGAACCGGGGCCGGUGGUGGCGUUGGAGGCGGCGGGGGGCCAGUGGUGGUAGUGAAGCAGAGACAAGCGGCUAACGCGCGGGAACGAGACCGGACCCAGAGUGUCAACACGGCCUUCACGGCGCUGCGCACGCUUAUCCCCACCGAGCCCGUGGAUCGCAAGCUGUCCAAGAUCGAGACCUUGCGCCUGGCUUCCAGCUAUAUCUCUCAUCUGGCCAACGUGUUGCUGCUGGGCGAAGGCUGCGACGACGGGCAGCCGUGUUUCCGCGCCGUCUGCGGACCCAAGGGCGAGCGCAGCGCAUCUGGGAGCGGUGGUGGAGACGCUCGACAGCAGCCGCGCACUAUCUGUACCUUCUGCCUCAGUAAUCAGCGCAAGGCGGGCAGUCGACGGGACUUUGGAGGCAGCUGUCUGAAGGCAAGAGGGGCAGCCCCACUUCGGGUGCCAAGGAGAUGAUCCUGGAGUCCCCUCCCUGAAGCGUUCAUUCCACAUGGUGGUCCCAGAUUCCUGGAGAGAGGGUCGAAGGACAGAGCAGGGAGGAAAGGGGCCUCACUGGCCUGUGCUGGCCAGACCAGGAGGAGACUAAGGGUCCCAGAGCUACGCUAUCUGUGCAGGCUAAGAGACUGGGUGGGAAUGUUAGUGCUUGGGCUGGGGGGUAGGCUGAAUCUCCUCCUCCGACGGUCUCAAGGCUGUGGCCCAACUCCCAGAGUGCUAACUACACCAGUCCUCACUGGUCAGAGACAAUGCAGAACUCUAAGAAUUAAGUCUAUUGGGGGGUGUGUGCAUGCAUAGGUCAGUGUGUGUGUGUGUGUGUGUGUGUGUGUGUGUGUGUGUGUGUGUGUGCUGGGAAGUGUUUAUGAAAUAUAUGGGCAUGUGUG
Molecule: messenger RNA, 1246 nt
Organism: Vombatus ursinus (common wombat)
Lineage: Eukaryota; Metazoa; Chordata; Mammalia; Diprotodontia; Vombatidae
Product: transcription factor 15-like
Exons: 2
Coding region: 189-824 (211 amino acids)
Biological process (GO): developmental process; regulation of transcription by RNA polymerase II
Molecular function (GO): DNA-binding transcription factor activity, RNA polymerase II-specific; RNA polymerase II transcription regulatory region sequence-specific DNA binding; protein dimerization activity
Source: RefSeq, a predicted model, not a curated record